Messenger RNA from Lactuca saligna, 3383 nucleotides. Lineage: Eukaryota; Viridiplantae; Streptophyta; Magnoliopsida; Asterales; Asteraceae. The record is from the annotation of a GenBank genome assembly.
AUGAAGAGAUUGAAAUCGAGUGACGAUCUUAACUCUUAUGGAGGAGAAAAGGGUGUUUUUAAGGAUUGGGGAAGAAAGGACGAUGAUUCAAGUUUGCACCAGUCGUCAUCUCACAGAAGUUUUCAUUACAAGUCUGAAAGUGGGAAACGGGGUUUAUCCUCUUCUUCUUCUUCACGUUAUGAAAGGGUAGACGAUGAUCUUAAGAAUCCAAAGUUGACACGGAAGAGGUCAGAUUAUGAUAUUGACAGUUACGAGAGGAGAAAGAGCUAUGACAGGUAUCGGGAUAGUAGUGAGAGGGGAAUCUUGAGUUCAUCCCCUCGUGGUGGAUAUGGUGGUGAUCGGAUACACAGAUCCGAAAGUUUUUCAGGGCCAAGGAGAGAUUUCCCUAAAGGGUUUAGAUCAGAAAGAGAUCGUUCAAGGCGAGAGGGAAGUGUUUCUUCAUGGAGGCGGUUUGGUGGAGGGAAAGACGUGGAGGAAAGCACAAAGAGUGGCAGUGAUUCUGCUAGAGGAAGUAAAGCAGCUUCAGAAGAAGUUGGCAAUGCGAGGUCCCCACAGGGAGGGAGAGAUGCAAAGUCACCACCAUGGUCAAAGGACUCUGGAAGCGAACAGUCAAAGUCUUCAAAGAGUCUUGAAGUGAAGAAGAGUGAAAGUCUUCCAGAAGAAAGUGGAAACAACAGUGAAAGAGAAGAAGGAGAGCUUGAACCUGAUCCCGAACCUGCUCCUAUUGUCCAGAACAUCACUGAAGAUCCACCUUCUGUGCCAUUAAAACAUGAAAAUCCCAUUGAUGACAAAUGUGUUGAAGAAUCCAAGGGUGAUCCAACAUGCGUUGUUACUGAUAUUGAAGUACCAGUACCUGUAAUGAACAAAGUUAAUGAAUCAUCAACUUCUGAAGAUUCUUCAACCCAGAGAACAGGUGAAAAUGGAGUUGCAGUUCCGUUUUUAUCAGAUAGCCAAAAGAAGGAUGCAGCAGAACAAAACCAAGCUUAUAAUGAUCACAAAGAGGAAGCUAAAGAUGUUAAACCUGAGGAAACAAAACCUAAACAGGUAAACGAUACAAAUCUUGAAGUCAAGGGGGAGAAUAUGAGCAUGGAUACAAAUACACAAGGACAGGUAGCAGAAAAUGAAGAACAACAUGUUUCAUCUGGAUUUGUUAAUCAUUGUUUUGUGACAAAAGAACUGACCCAUAAUUUCAAAGACAAGGGAAAAAGUGUUCUUGUUUCAGACUCCCAUGUUAAUGAAAACGGAUCAAUUGGUUUAUUGAAUAGCAGGGAGAUUGACAUAGAAGGACCAAGUACACGUGGUUUUGAUUUGUUCUUUACAGAUCCAGUUAAAAAGAGUGAAAGUAAUGAGCAAAAAGGAUUAAGCAAACCAAAAGAUGAGAAACUCUUAUUAGAACCACUUGAACUUUCUCUUCGUUUACCAAGUGUUCUUUUACCCAUUGGUUCUCAAAACCCGAUUCUGGGUCCAGAUUCUCCAAGUCAAGAAAUGAGCAUUCAAUCACACGCAAGUUCUUUUCAAACAAGUUCUGAUGGAUUCACAUUAUCAAGAUCUUUUUCUGGUUCUCAACACUACACCCACAACCCUAGCUGUUCUCUAACUGAAACUUCAUUCGACUUUGAACAAUCUGUUGGAAGUCGUCCAUUGUUUCAAGGUGUGACGUGGCAAGUUCAGCCUCCAGAUGACACCCCCAAGAACCAAGAACCUCCUCCCAUUCAAAUGAGCCUCUCAAAUGGAAAUGUUUCAGAAGGAAGUUAUAAAUUACCAAUUGGGCUUGAAAGACAGCUAAGUAGCAACAACAACAACAACAGUAACAGGAAGCCAUCAGGAUCACAAAGUGCUGGGUCCCACGAAACUGGAUCAGAGCAUCAUAAAGAUAGGAAACGAUUAAUGAGAGAAGCUAUUGGUUCUUUAAGUCAAACCACUGAAAUGGUUGAGCCUCUUCUCGCAAUGGUGGUUUCAGAUCCAGUUCACAUCGUGUCAAGAAUCUUAAGUGAAAUGACAACAUCGUCCCUCACAAGUCUAAAAGAAUCCGCGCGUGAUGUCAUUUUAAAUCCAAGCAAACGAAGACAAUUUUCCACCUUCCGCAAAUCCCUCGAAAAAAGGUCGGAUAUAACCCUAGAGAUUCUCUCAAAAGCCCAUGCCACUCAAAUCGAGAUACUCGUAGCUUUAAAAACCGGUAUCCAAGAUUUUCUCCAAUCCAACAGCGACACGUCAUCGUCUGACCUGGCGGAAAUCUUUCUCAACAUAAGAUGCAGAAACCUGACAUGUCGAAGCUACAUACCCGUUGACGAAUGCGACUGCAAGAUUUGUGUUCAGAAAAAGGGGUUUUGUAGCGCGUGUAUGUGUCUAGUGUGUUCAAAAUUCGACAUGGCAUCAAACACAUGUAGUUGGGUAGGAUGUGAUGUGUGUCUGCAUUGGUGUCACACAGACUGUGGGAUCCGCGAAUCCUACAUCAGAAACGGGCGGAGUGUGAAUCGGGCCCCGGGUCAAAGUCAAACCGAGAUGCAGUUUCAUUGUGUUGCGUGUGAUCACCCCUCCGAGAUGUUUGGUUUUGUGAGAGAAGUUUUUCAGAAUUUUGCUAAAGGCUGGACAGCUGAGACACUGUCGAACGAGCUUGAGUAUGUUAGAAGAAUCUUUUCUGCCAGCGAGGAUAUUCGUGGGAAACGACUUCACGAAAUCUCUCUCCAGAUGCUGACUAGGCUGUCUGACAAGGCAAAUGUUCAUCAAGUUCGGUCCUUUGUCAUGGGUUUUCUUACCGAUGAUGAUAGUUUGAAGUUGGAGAACAUUCAAAUCCAACAAGAAGUGGUGAAACCGGGUUAUGGAGAGAGAGAAAGAGCGAUGGUUCAUUUGAAAUCAGUAGCUGUGGGCCCACGGGAACCGGUUUUUGAUGAGCUGGAUGGGAUUGUGCGGAUUAAGUUGGCAGAGGCUCAGAUGUUUCAAAUGCGUGCAGAUGAUGCAAGAAGGGAAGCAGAAGGUCUGAAUAGGAUUGCACAGGCUAAAAGUAAGAAGAUUGAUGAGGAGUUUGCUAGUAGAGUUGCAAAGUUGCAUUUCUCAGAGGCUGAGGAAAUCAGAAGACAAAAGUUUGAGGAGUUACAAGCUUUGGAAAAUGCACAUCAGGAGUAUUUUAAUAUGAAGCUCAGAAUGGAAAGAGAGAUUAAGGAUUUGCUUUUGAAAAUGGAAGCUACAAAAAGAAACUUCACCUCAUCCUCAUGACCAUGUCACCUGGGUAGGUUUAUUAGUUAAUUAAAGUAUUACUACUACUACUACUUACCUUUUGUUUUUGCAUUGCAAGUUUAGUGGGGGUUGGUUGGUGAUUAAUUUGUAGGUUUACUACUUUGAAUUAUAUUAUGUUUUUUUUUUUCUUUUUUUUCUUUUUCUCUUUU